This is a messenger RNA of Myodes glareolus (Bank vole), 2340 nucleotides long. RefSeq names its product family with sequence similarity 209 member A (gene Fam209a). Lineage: Eukaryota; Metazoa; Chordata; Mammalia; Rodentia; Cricetidae. The record is from RefSeq and is a predicted model, not a curated record.
AAAACCACUUUCACAUUUCUCAGCCUUGAAACUUUGGUGUCUCCAGGCCUCUAGCCUCAGAACUUUCCACGAUUUCUGUCUGGGCUCUGUGGCUCCUCCCUUGCCCAGCCCCAGAGGGGACCCUUGAGGUCCUUCCCCAGCCCUUAUGGUUAGGGAAGGCAUGGCCUCCCUGAGGGCAGGUGAGCCGCUUGUUGAGCUUCCCUAUGAGAAGCCCUGCAGCACCAGACUGAAGAGCCAGCCCCUCUCUGGCACCCUGGCCCUGAGCUCCACUCUCAGCUCCACCCACCACCUGUGCCUGGCCUUCCCCUGGUCCUGUGAACACACUGAGGGAAAGGGAAUUCAGGGAUUCCUCCCCUCAGGUACACAUCAAUGUUUCCGGAUAGCUGAAAUCCAGUGUGCCAGCUGUGGUGAGCUGUGUUGUAUGGAGCCAUCUGGUGCAAAUCAAGCCUGUCUUCCCAUACGGUAUCACCAAACAGCUACCAAAUGCCAGAGCUGACUUCAAAAGCAGGCCUUGCAGACAUGAAUACCUCACCCCUGCAAGACCACCACUGUAGUUUUCCAGAUCUUGCUCAGGGCCUGCCAAGGCUGAGUCUCCAAACAGGCAGCACUGAACCCCUGGCCCACAGCCCUAAGGGCCAGGGCCAUCUGCUCCUGGAGGCCCCUGUAGCUGGAAGGAGAGGAGCUUCACGGAGCAUGCAGCCUAGUUCCUAACCCAGCAAUAAGGCCUGCAUCUCUCCAAACCUGAGCUGGUAGGAGCCCCACAGAAGCCAAAGCUGUGUCCUAGGGGAAUGUCCCUGUGGCUCACUUAGUCACUGGCCCCUUGACGGAUGAGUCUAUACAACCUGUGUCACAGUUGGAGGCAGCGAGAGUGUGAGCAGAAAGUCGCCCCUCGGGUCGCUCUGAACAAGAUCCCUCCUUGUGACCUAGGAGGGCCAGGUGUGGGCCUUGUGCUGCAUGGGCUACACGCAUGCGCACACACGCACAGGUGCUUAUGUGAGCACACGGAGACCAGAGGUCAGCCUUGGGUACUGUCUCUCAGAUGUGGUCCACUUGGAUCAUCUCUCACUGGCCCAGAACGCCGCAAGCACUUAGACUGGGUGGCCAGGAAGCCCAGGCUUGGCCGGUCCCUACCUCCCCAGCCCUGCAAUUGUAAGUGCACCACAGCACCCAGCUUUCUUAUGCUGGGUGCUAAACUGGGCCCUUACAGUUACAUAGCAAACACUUCACCGCUAAGCCAUCUCCCAGCCCCUUGGAUGACAGUCAAAAUGCUGAUGAGUCAGGCCAAAGAAAAUCCCCAUUCCCAUAAUGCCAAUGGUACAGACCAAAGGAACAGUCCAUGACCCCUAACCAGCAGCAGAGGGUAGUUACCCUUAUUUCUUACUGAACCCAGCUCCGUGGGGCACAGUGUAUCUGCUGCUCACCACAAUAUCUGCAUCAAAUAAAUGUAACCAAAAAUAGAUGAUGGUCUCUCCUAACAGUGUGCCAAGCUUAGAAAAACAAACAAAAAAACAUUCUGGCAAGGAGACAGCUUCCUUGUCUUCUAGAAGUUUCUCCUCCCUGGAAGUUCCGCCAGGCAGGUUACUUGCCAUGAACCUCAGUCUUCUCAAGCUGAAGGCAUCACAAUGGCCGGGUUGGUCAGCUCUGUGACAUCACCAGGGUCCAACACUAGGGGCCCGGGCUCUCUGGCGCCACGGCAGACAGACCCACCAUGAGCUGUUUUCUGCCCAGCCUCUGCUCACCAUGCGGACGCUGAGAUGGUUCCUGUUUCUGUCUCUGUGCAUCUCUUGCACCUGCGCCUUCAUAUUUUCUUCGCUGAGGGAGAAAACCAAAGAAAGCCCAGGGAAGGUGCCUUGUGGAGGACAUUUCCGGGUUAGACAGAAUCUUCCGGAGCACUCCCAAAGCUGGCUUGGGAGCAAAUGGCUCUGGCUUUUCUUCGUCAUUAUGGUAUAUAUGGUGCUGAAAUUUCGAGGAGACAGCGAGAAGGAUAAGGAGCAAAAUCCUACUGGCCUUCGAAGCUGUCAGUUUCGCUCUCCACCGAAGAAAAAUCAAAAUAUAUCCCCCAGCAAGGAUUUCACUUUCAUUACUUUAACCCAGCUCGAGAUAGAACUGGUGAAAUUUGUGUCCAAGGUGCGGAAUCUGAAAGUCUCCAUGGCAGCCAGCAGUAGCUCUAGGCUGCAUAGCCCAGAGAUACCCAUGGACCCGCGCGAUAAUGUCACAAUAUAUGAGAUAUGGGGAGAGGAGGACUCUGAGUGAGUGAAGGGGGCUUUUAUCAAAGUGUGAGAGAAGAUAAGCCGGGUGUUGGCACAGUAUCCAAAUAAUAAAGACUAUUCUGAACAAAGA